AUGACAGUAUGCCGUUGUAUAUCCGCCAGAAACAUAUCCAGAGAUCAGAGCAGAGAGAUCAAUAGAGCACACUACAGAAGACUGUACCUGGACCUCAAGAUCAAAAAAGUACGGCCGCUCGCGUCGCCGCGCCUGUCGGAGCAGCGUCGCGGUCGCGUUGCGAACGAAUUGAUCCCUGAACUCGUGAUGCAGGCUCGCUCGUCACCUACAGUAGGCUGGAAUUCGCCCGGACCACGCUGCGUUAAAGUCAUGAAGUACCUGGGAGCGUACCUCUUGGCCACUUUGGGAGGAAAUGAGUCUCCAUCGGCAAAGGAUAUUCUUAAGAUUCUCGGUGCCGGAGGGCUUGAUUGUGACAUGGAAGAUGCUAAUAAGGUCGUAGAUGCUUUGGCAGGCAAAUCAAUUACUGAACUUAUUGAGGAGGGGAAGAAGAAACUCUCUUCUGUCCCAUCUGGAGGCUCAGUCGCUGCUGCUCCCGCUCCUGCUGCAGCUGGGGGAGGCGGUGCUCCUAAAGCUGAGGAGAAGAAGGAGGAGCCAAAGGAGGAGUCUGAUGAAGAUAUGGGAUUCGGUCUUUUCGACUAA
Messenger RNA from Necator americanus (New World hookworm), 579 nucleotides. RefSeq lists its product as uncharacterized. The transcript is spliced from 6 exons. The coding region runs from base 1 to 579 and encodes 192 amino acids. Gene Ontology annotation, biological process: cytoplasmic translational elongation. NCBI's taxonomy places the organism in Eukaryota, Metazoa, Nematoda, Chromadorea, Rhabditida, Ancylostomatidae. Gene Ontology annotation, cellular component: ribosome; cytosolic large ribosomal subunit. The record is from RefSeq and is a predicted model, not a curated record. Gene Ontology annotation, molecular function: structural constituent of ribosome.